CUCAGUAACGUUAUCUGAAGCCGGCUAAAAGCGGUUUAAAUUGGGAUUUUUUUUUAUUUAAUCAAAGACUCAAAGCAAUCAGCAGUGUCUUUUUAUUUGUCGCUUUAAGAUCUGAUUUUAGUUUAUUCAACCGACGUUAGUGUUUAAGAAAGAGCUAGAGCAUUUAUCGUAUCUAACGUUACCCCCCGCGCGCGGGGAAAGCGUCUACGGGAAGUUGACUGGGCGGGCUACUGUGUCAAAAUAUCUAAAUCGAUUUCAUCGACAAUUUUCUUUGAGUGGAAUGAGCUACCAUUCACCCAUCGUGUCUGUUGCACAAUGGAUGUCCUCUCUGUCUGCCUAAUUGCCCAAGCCAAAACAAACCGUAACAGAUCUAGUCUAUUCAGAGGAUAGCAAUAGGCCCUCACUCCACCCUCUCCCUUGACGUUACAUAUCAGUUUAGAGCAGUGCAGAUUCUCCCUCUGGUGUCUGGAUUGCUUUGAUUUGCUGGUUUAGUGAAGGGCGAAGGUAGGUCUGAGGCAGAAAAACGGAUUUAGAAACACUAGUACCUCAAUUUUCUGGGGAUAAAAUAUCCAGUGUGCUGCUGCUUGAAUUAUUUAUACAUAUUUGGUUCUCUUACCUGUAAGAUUGUGAAGUAAAUUAUUAUUUUUUUUCCGUAUAACUUGAAAACCAUCUGCGCACCAUGGUAUCGACAACUCUGGCCACGAUAGCGCUUGUGAGCAGCACCAUUGCCGGGUUUGCUCCAAUCGAUACGGCAGACUAUCUAUGGCUCCUAAUCCUAGGUUUCGUCAUAGCGUUUAUCCUGGCCUUUUCAGUGGGUGCUAAUGACGUUGCCAACUCGUUUGGGACGGCAGUGGGUUCAGGUGUAGUUACCCUUAGGCAGGCCUGUAUUCUUGCUACUAUCUUUGAAACUGUGGGCUCUGUGCUGCUUGGAGCAAAGGUCAGCGAGACCAUCCGCAAAGGCAUUAUUGAUGUGACCAUGUAUAACGGCUCGGAGCAUGUGUUGAUGGCUGGCUCAGUCAGCGCUAUGGUUGGCUCUGCUGUGUGGCAGUUGGCUGCUUCUUUUCUGAAGCUACCUAUUUCUGGGACCCAUUGCAUCGUGGGGGCUACCAUUGGCUUUUCACUUGUCGCCAAAGGUCAGCAGGGAGUCAAAUGGUGGGAGAUUCUUAGAAUCGUUGCUUCAUGGUUCCUCUCACCUCUCCUUUCCGGCAUCAUGUCUGCCAUUCUUUUCUUCUUUGUUCGCAAACUCAUCUUACAAAAGAAGGAUCCAGUGCCCAAUGGUCUGAGGGCCCUGCCAUUCUUCUACGCCGUUACAAUGGGAAUCAACCUGUUCUCCAUAAUGUUUACUGGAGCUCCUUUGCUGGGAUUCGAUAAGCUGCCCUGGUGGGGAGUGCUGCUAAUUUCCAUCGGCUUUGGCCUGGUCACCGGCAUCUUCGUUUGGUUUGUUGUCUGCCCUCGACUCAAGAAGAAGAUUGAAUGUAAAUUAAAGUCUUCCAGUCCCUCUGAGAGUCCUUUGAUGGAGAAGAGGGAGCUGCAUGAAGCUCACAGUCCCAUCCUGAAACCUGUCCCUGAGGAAUCCAGUGCCCUGUCCUCUAACCCCCCCUCUUCCCCACCUCCUUCUGAGGAGCGCAAAGUCACCUUUAACAUUGGGGAUUCAGAUGACCCAGAUCAAAAGGACUGCAAAGAGUCAGAGACAGGCAUUGCUGCUCCAAGGACCCACGUUCAAUUCACCACCGGCCCCAGUCAGAUUCCUAGCAACGGUUACUCUCAGUACCACACAGUUCACAAGGACUCUGGCCUCUACAAGGACCUGCUGCACAAACUCCAUCUAGCAAAAGUGGGAGACUGCAUGGGGGAGGGUGGCGAACGGCCCAUCCGCCGCAACAACAGCUACACCUCCUACACUAUGGCCAUCAUUGGCAUGUACGGAGAAAUCAAGCCCAAAGAAGCUGACUUCCGUGCUUCCGAAGAUGGAGACAAGGAAAAAGCCAGCACCCAGGAGAGGAAGCGCGUCCGCAUGGACAGCUACACAAGUUACUGUAAUGCAGUGGCAGAGAAUGGUGCACCUGAAGGACUCGGCGAAGGUGAGGUCACUUUGGAGAUCGUUGACGAAGAUCCUGGGAGUAGCCGUAGUUCUUUGGAGGAGGAUAGAGCUGAUGCUGACAGACCGGAAGUGUCGAUGCUCUUCCAGUUCCUGCAAAUUCUAACCGCCUGUUUUGGCUCCUUUGCUCACGGCGGAAAUGAUGUCAGUAAUGCAAUCGGUCCCCUGGUUGCUCUAUGGCUGGUCUAUGACAGUGGGUCUGUUGUAUCAACUGCACCAACUCCGAUCUGGUUGCUGCUGUAUGGAGGAGUCGGCAUCUGUGUCGGUCUGUGGGUCUGGGGCCGUAGAGUCAUCCAGACCAUGGGCAAGGACCUGACCCCCAUCACCCCGUCUAGUGGUUUCAGCAUCGAGCUCGCCUCUGCCAUCACCGUUGUGGUUGCUUCUAACAUUGGUCUUCCAGUUUCCACCACUCACUGCAAGGUCGGGUCAGUGGUCUCUGUCGGCUGGCUGCGCUCCAGGAAGGCAGUGGACUGGCGGCUUUUUAGAAACAUCUUCUUGGCCUGGUUUGUCACUGUACCCAUCUCUGGCCUUAUCAGCGCGGCCAUCAUGGCCCUGUUCACCUACGUCAUUCUGUGAGGCCUUAAAAGUCCUCUGCUCUCAAGGAGGAACAAGGAUCCCCAGAGAGAGGAUGAGGGCAUGUCUCAACCUUCCCUUCUCUGUUUCUCUUAUUUCUUCCCUCCUGUCAUCCUCGUGAUGAGUGGGGGAUGAAAAGGCCCCUUUCGAUUGAGCCUGUGAUUUUUGGUUGCAUCAUUUUUAGCCUGUAUUGAUGAUUUGUGUGCAUUGCACCAUCACAUGCCAUUGGCCAGGGAAGAAAAGUUCAUCACUAGAAUGGUUGCCAUUUAAAUUCCCUCUUGUACAUAUGUUAAAUCAGUUUUUUUUUAUGUAAUUAUGUACAGAACUAAAGGGUUUUUUUAAGGUAAAACAACAAUUACAAUGCAGUAUUAGCUAGACUUCCUUUGACAUGCAUUUUUCAUUACUUUGUCAUUUGAGUUCCUUACAAAAGCGGUGUGAAGAAUUUAGGGAAGAGCAAUGGAGUUCCGUUUUUAUUCUUUACAUUCGGUAAGCAUGAGUUUUUCACUUUUUCUUAAGCAGCCCUGACUUAACCCACAAAUAGAGCCUUAUAACUCACAUUUUUAGUCCUGUGAGGGUUGAUUUGCAAAGAAACUGGUCACUCACAUCAUGUUCCUUAAUACAAUUUCAGUGCCCUUUUUCAGAUGUCUUGAUCUAAUUUUAGUUAUUUUGUAGGUUACACUACAAAACAAGCCUCUUGGUAAACUAAGCAGUUUCCAAAAAUAUUGAUAGUCCAGGCGUUCUUUUAGUGCUCUUUUUUUUAUUAAUGGGUUCCAGAACAUCAAACUCACCUGCGUGUUUUGCACCACUGUAAUUGAGCUGUUAAUAUUUGCUCUGCUUAGCCCAGCUUUGAAUAACUAUAACAGACCAACCUGUACUUGGAGAUGCAGUUAAACAUCCCAGCAGCUACUGCUACGAUUCAGCUUUUCCUUAAAGCACAGAAUGCUCUGCUGUAAUUGGUAUGCUAUUGGUGACUCUUAAAUGCAGCGCGUCCUUGAAUGUUUGCUGUAGACAAUUGAACUCCAUAUGGUGGAUUUUGGCCCUUUGUGUUCAGUCACCAUGGCUGCUGGAUGAAGUGUUACUAAAAUGCCCAAAUACGUUAUGCCCGUAUUACCAGAGUAAUGCUGCCCAGGGGCCAAAAGAUCCGUUUUUGGAAAUUAAAUUUAUAGAUGUAUAUAUAAAAAG
This is a messenger RNA of Pimephales promelas (fathead minnow), 3853 nucleotides long. RefSeq names its product solute carrier family 20 member 1b (gene slc20a1b). NCBI's taxonomy places the organism in Eukaryota, Metazoa, Chordata, Actinopteri, Cypriniformes, Leuciscidae. Gene Ontology annotation, molecular function: phosphate transmembrane transporter activity. The record is from RefSeq and is a predicted model, not a curated record. Gene Ontology annotation, biological process: phosphate ion transmembrane transport. Gene Ontology annotation, cellular component: membrane.